Molecule: messenger RNA, 1491 nt
Organism: Lactuca virosa
Lineage: Eukaryota; Viridiplantae; Streptophyta; Magnoliopsida; Asterales; Asteraceae
Source: the annotation of a GenBank genome assembly
UCCAUAACCACAGCGCAAGUUCUUUUUUUUAUUUGAUUAUUUUGUUCGUUCAUGGACUCCUCCGCUCAACAAAAAGCAUGACCAAAUCCAAGAACUUCUUCCAAAACAUCAUCAAACCCUUCAGUUCCAGCUCAACGAAAGAAAGCCAAAAAGAAGAUUUGUCAAAGCUCGCUGCUCAAGAUCAAAAAGUUUUCACUUUCCAAACCCUAGUUUCUGCAACAAAAAAUUUCCACCCUGAUAAGAAGCUUGGUCAAGGGGGUUUUGGCCCUGUUUUCAAGGGAAAACUCAAUGAUGGAGUGGAAAUUGCUGUGAAGAAGCUAUCACACACCUCAAAUCAAGGGAAAAAAGAGUUUGUAAAUGAGGCCAAAUUAUUGGCACGUGUACAACACCGUAAUGUUGUGAGCUUAUUAGGGUAUUGUGUUUCCCCCGAGAAGCUUUUGGUAUAUGAAUACGUACCUAAUGAAAGCUUAGACAAGCUUCUUUUCAAAUCUACAACGCGUGAUGUAUUGGAUUGGAAGCGUAGAUACGACAUAAUUUCUGGUGUAGCACGAGGCUUACUUUACCUUCAUGAGGAUGCACAUGAUUGCAUUAUUCAUAGAGAUAUAAAAGCUAGUAAUAUUUUAUUAGAUGAAAAAUGGGUACCCAAGAUUGCUGAUUUUGGUAUGGCUAAACUUUACCCUGAAGAUCAAACUCAUGUGAACACUCGUGUAGCGGGUACCAAUGGAUAUAUGGCACCCGAGUAUGUCAUGAAAGGUAAUCUAUCGGUCAAGGCAGACGUAUAUAGCUUUGGUGUGGUGGUUCUUGAGCUCAUUAGCGGUCAAAAGAACUUUACUUUCAACCUCGAUCUCGAUUGCAUAAAUCUUCUUGAUUGGGCAUACAAGAUGUACAAGAAAGGAAAAGGGCUUGAAAUUUUGGAGGCAAGAUUGGCUUCUUCAGCUGAUCCUGAUCAAGUAGCUACUUGCAUAAAGAUUGGAUUAUUAUGCACCCAAUAUGAUCACCAUCUACGGCCCACAAUGAGCCGUGUGGUGCUGAUGCUAUCCCGGAAGCCAAGCACGCUCGAUGAACCAACCCAACCCGGGUACCUGGGCUCGAGACACAGGCGGUCUCGUGAGCCCGGUACAUUCUCUUCUUCAGAAGGGACUUCCGGCGGGUCCAACUCCACCGCCACUGCCUCCACCACCACCGCCACCGGAACUGCUACUUCAUCUGCCCGUGCAAUUUCAAGUUCCGAUCAUCGGCAUAGGCAUCGUGGGUCAACUUCCACGGGUCCAGUAUCGGACCCUUAUGGGAAACGGCCGGUAGAUAAUAAUAGGUUUUUUACUAGAUAAUAUAGGAAACUAUUGGAUAGUAUUUUUGUACAAAAAAUAGUAGGGUAGAUUUGGGAAGGAUGUAAAGUAAAUAACAAGGUCUAAUUGGUAUUUAGCAUACAAAUAUUGAUUGUUUUGGGGUGACUUAAUGAGAGAAUUUAACUUGGUUCAAUUUUCAAACGCC